This is a messenger RNA of Macadamia integrifolia, 1190 nucleotides long. RefSeq names its product transcription initiation factor TFIID subunit 14b-like. Bases 52 to 873 code for a protein of 273 amino acids. The record is from RefSeq and is a predicted model, not a curated record. Gene Ontology annotation, biological process: regulation of DNA-templated transcription. The transcript has 6 exons. Lineage: Eukaryota; Viridiplantae; Streptophyta; Magnoliopsida; Proteales; Proteaceae.
GAGCCUGAAGAAGAAGAUUUUGCUCUAAGUGGAACUGAUUCGAACGAAAUAAUGCCUCACAACUCUUCAGCAAGAAAACACGGUGGAGAGCAGUCGGACGAGGGCGGCUCUGCUACAAAAUCACAGCGCGGAAAAGCUGGAAGAGUUUCCGAAGACAACGAGAAGAAUAGUUCGAGCAAGCGACUCAAAGAUGUUGAGAUCAGCGUUCCGAUAGUGUGCGGUACUAUCUCAUUCUGGCUUGGUAAAAAGGCGAGCGAAUAUAAUUCACAUAAAUGGACUGUCUAUGUUCGUGGGGCAUCAAAUGAGGAUCUGGGUGUAGUGAUCAAACGUGCUGUCUUCACACUACACCCUAGUUUCUAUAAUCCCACGCGGAUUGUGGAGUCCCCUCACUUUGAGUUAUCUGAAUCUGGUUGGGGUGAAUUCGAAAUUGCUAUUAAUCUUUCUUUCCACAGCGAUGUUUGCGAUAAGCAAUUGGACUUAUUUCACCAUCUGAAGUUGUAUCCUGAGGAUGAAUCAGGUCCCCAGUCAAUUAAGAAACCCGUGGUCGUUGAAACUUAUGAUGAGAUAGUUUUCUCUGAACCUUCAGAGAGUUUCUUUGGUCGUGUACAGAAUCAUCCAGCUGUAAUUGUGCCGAGGCUACCUGCCAGUUUUAACUUACCUCUCCCUGGAUCAACUGACAACUUCAAUGAAAAGAAGCGAGGUGAUACCAAUGAUCACCCGCUAAAUCAGUGGUUCAUGAACAUCUCAGAGGCAGAUGAGCUGUUAAAACUUGCUGCAGCUCGUCAACAGGUACAAGCUCAUAUUGCGAAACUUAGAAGACAGUUGAAUGUGCUAGAUGGGCUACCUCAACAGUUGAAGCCCACCUCCGGUUAGUGAAUGUACUUUAGCCCACUGGAUCUUCAGUGAGUUUCUCUCCAAGUUGGUACAUUUGGAGGUAUGGAAACAGACUGCUAUGUAAAGAUUAUGAUGUUGUGAAUUAGUUCAAUUAGCUCAAUUAGUUCAUCUAUAGCUCUCCUAAACAUUUAUCCCCACUUUCUUUAACUCUCAUUUCUUUUCUCUCCACAUGCAAGAAGAGCUGAGUGAUGGUACCAUUUUGUAUCAAACAGCAAAAAAGAGAUAAAUGUAUUAUUUAAUUCAAAUUAGGGGAGGAAUCUUGAUUUAUUCUCUACAAAAUUUUGUUUUUUCAUGAC